Heterobilharzia americana is the source of this 2135-nucleotide messenger RNA. NCBI's taxonomy places the organism in Eukaryota, Metazoa, Platyhelminthes, Trematoda, Strigeidida, Schistosomatidae. The record is from the annotation of a GenBank genome assembly.
AAUGAUUUGUAACAGUUUUAUAAGAUUUCUAAUGUAUACAAGUUCAAUCUCGUCAUUUGUGAAAUAGUUGUGAAAAGAUCAUGCUGGAUGGAACUUUGUGGAUUGAAUAUAAUACAACAUGUAGUGGAAAUGGAAGUUCAACAGGUGUUACAAAGUUUGAAUAUUCUCUACCGAUUUUAGUGUUUAGCAUUAUUGCACUAAUACUGAACACUCUAUGCAUCUCAGUAUUCACAAGACAACAUAGAAAAUCAGUUAUGCGAACAAGUUUAUUAGUUUUGUCUGCAACUGAAGUGUUAUUUCAUUUAUUUGUCUGUAUAGAGUAUACAACACGGCUUAUAUGUUCAUCACCGAAUCCAAGAAUGAUAAAAGUCUCAGAAUUCAUAUAUUUUGCACUCAUAAACUGGGGAUCUGAUUGCUCUUUAUGUACACGAAACUGGUGUAAUGUAUUAAUUACUUCAGCACGUACAGAGGUGGUAGUUUAUCCAAUGCGUAAACGUCGUUUACUGUCCCAUUCAUCGAUAAAAUUUAUCUAUGGGUUUUUAUGGAUUCUCUCCGGAUUUCUAGGCAUAGUACGUGCAUUUUAUGACUAUGCAAUCAUUUGUGACCCUACAAAUAAGACAAAUACCCAGGCAACUGUGAUAACUUCAUCUCAAUCAAAGGCAGCUGAUACAGACCUAUCUAACGCUAUUGAUAAAGGAACAACUAUAACAUAUAUUGAUGCAUUGUUGGAUCAAUAUAUAAUAAGUAACUAUGAAGCAUAUUGUUUUUUCAUUUUUCAAGUAAUUGCACCUACAUUAUUUGUUUUGAUCAUGUCAUUCAUCAUAUCAUUCUAUGUUUCACCAUGGCGUGAUUCUAAAAUAACUGAAGUAACGAAUGUUCGUCGAAGGAAUCAAAUGAAGGCGACCAGAACAAUAUUGUUUCUGGCAAUUUCAUUCCUAUGCUUUCAGACACCUAGCUUUAUCCUAGUCAUUAUCCAGCAUUACACAAAUGUCGAGAUCAAUUUCCAAUUGGCCAAAUUAGUUGCUGACCUACUACUAACUUUCGAUUCUAUAAUUAAUAUUAUGAUUUAUGCUAUUGGUUUACCAAGCUUCCGAGUUUAUCUCAAUCGGAUGUUUAUCUGUUUAUGUCCAUUUAGUAAUGCAAACAUCGGUAAUAAUAAUCGUGGUAGAAUGAACUCUAUGACAUUAACGCAAACAGAUUUUCAUCCCCUUGCUUAUAACAUUUCGAAAAGUGAAAGACUCAAACCACCAAGUAGGUUGAAUUGGAGUGAUAGUCCUCGAGGAAACCGCUGUUCUUAUUCACAUGAGCCUCAUAGAUGCCAUAAUAUUUCUUAUCGUCCCCACCAUAAUCAUAGAAAUAAUCAAUGUCAAUCUAAAGAUCACAACAAUAACUGUACUACAGAGCAACAAGUUGGGUAUGUUAACAACAAUGAGGAAUUUCCAAGUAUAAGGGAGAAUGAAAUUGGCGACGAUAUAUAGUCAGUUAAAUUUUAAAAAACGCAACUUUAAUGGUUCCAACGAAAGAUUAACACAUAGUUUCGUUGACGCCAUCGGACCAGGAAGAGAAACUUCUAUGGACAAAUAUGGAAGCUCAGAGAACACUGAAUGGCUAUCACUUUAACUUUGAACUAUAAAUUUUUUUUAUCUUGUAAAUGCUUAAUUUACUUUCCUUUUUUUCAUGAGGAUCUCAUGUGAUGAUAUCUUAGGAUCCUACUUUUGGUAUCUCAGAUUUGAUAAGCAAUAUUUCUUUAAGGUUACUUUGAAUUAUUACUAUUUCUUUGAAUUCCUGUAAUAUGCGGUUUACUUAUGCUUCGAGUGAACAAAAUUUGGUUAAGCAGUAGUUUUUCAGUGGGUUGAGAUAUUUGAAAAAAGACCCAAGGAGUAACUGAUUCAUUCAUUUAUGGAAGGUAAGUAUUGCAAACCAUAAUAUUUUCAACUUAUAUUUGCAGAGAACUAUCGUUAGAGAAGAUACGUUGAAUUGUUUUUCUUUUCUUAUUUUUGACCCGGAUAAUAACUUUCAAACUGUUGAAAAAGGCUAGAAUAACCUUACAAAUUGCUUUUCUGUGUUGAGGUUAAGUAGGAUAAAAUGUUAUGGUCAUUGUAAAUAUGGAGUGGUUUCUAAGAAACCAUCAAAAU